Molecule: messenger RNA, 5898 nt
Organism: Drosophila eugracilis
Lineage: Eukaryota; Metazoa; Arthropoda; Insecta; Diptera; Drosophilidae
Gene: Slob
Product: serine-rich adhesin for platelets
Source: RefSeq, a predicted model, not a curated record
ACUGGAUUACCCUUUUUUGGUGUGCCUUAGGUGGUUUGAUAUUGGGCGGAAUAGUUGUCAUUUCAUACUGGAUAAGACGAUGCAGGACACUUGCAGCGAGGUCAACGACCCGGCAGCGCCGCAUCCGGAGCCGGAGCUCAUCAUCAGCUGCCACCGGAAUCAGCGGGAUCAGUGCCAUCGGAAUAAUCUCCAGAGCGAAGGCAAAGUCAUCACCCGAUCACAAUCAUCGGCGUCGACCGCGCCGCAUGCUCCAGUGCAUCAACUGAAGCAACAACAAUCUCUGCCCACGCCACUAACCCAACAGCAGGCUAGCCAUAACUCCCACCACCACACUCCCCAGGCCCCCAAGUCCGUUUCGAUUUUGGUCUACAAGACCCUGAAUACGGUCUUCAAGAGCAGCCGCAAGAUCAUCGUUCGUGUGUGUGAGGUGGCCAGCGCCAAGAAGUCCUUCACCAUGUUCAAGUUCAACAAGGCCGCCCAGCAGCAGCGGAUAGACAAUCGGAACAGUGCCGUCACAGGACAUGAUCCCUUUGUCCGACCACCAGUGCCCGAAAAGAAAGUGAGGAACAUUAUGAAGAAGCUGCACAAGGCGAACGGCCUGAAACGCUCCAACUCGGCGAUCGAGUUCGAUGUCUCGGCCCUGACAGCUGCCAACCGCCGCCAGAUAUAUAGUAGCAAUCGGUCGGCGAGCUCGGAGCAAGAUAACUCAGAUAUGUCCGAGCACUCGGAAAAAUCGCCGCUGGUUAGCGCGAGGUUAGACAAUCUAGCUAGGCUCUUCUUUAGCAAGUCGAUGCCAGCGGAAACCGGAAGUAGAGAUACCAUAGAUUCAGUACUAACAACAAGGCCCAACAUCAAGUAUCAGUACUCCGCCUUGGACAGUGGCAAUGGGAUCGUGGAACGUAGUCCCCGGGAACGGGCUCAAAGGGAGAAGGCUCUGAAUGCCACACAGGAAUGGAUUCAGAGUGCCAAUGGGCGUUAUGAAGUGAUCGCCCACUUGGAUGAGAUUGGUUCGAGGCAUGGCAAGAACUGGUUUCUGGUCACAGAUGCCUCGGUCCGCACUGAUCGUCUGCUGACUCUUCUACCUCUGCCCCCCGACUGCGUGGCCUUCGAGGAUCUCCCGCCCAACGAAUGUCCCAGGGAAAUACUCAUGGAGCUCCUCGGUUCGCUGCAUCAUCCGUACAUAUAUCCCGUUCUGGAUCUGGGCUUCUUGCGGAACAGCUCCUACAACUACGCCUGCCUGGUGACGCCCUUCAACUCAAGGGGCAGUCUCAAGGAUCUCAUAUAUAAGGCACAGUGGAACGAACCGUGGGCCAGAAAGUACACGCGUAAACCUAAUGGCUUGCCUGUUAGCCAGGUGCAGCGCCUGGGGCGUCAGAUCCUGGAGGCACUGCUCUUCCUGAAGGAGCGCGGCUUUCCGCUUCACGGUCACCUGCACAGCGGCAAUGUCAUCCUGCAGAACGGGGCAGCCAGGUUGUCGGGCCUGGAAAAUGGCCUACUGGGCCUCAGUUCGCGCAUUAACGCCGUCAUGUGGUCCCGCUCGGUCACCGAGAUCGAGAACGUGGACAUUGUCUGCUUUGGCCACCUGCUCUACGAGAUGUGCACGGGCCAGGAGCUGACCACCCCCAAGCCGUCCAUGAGGGUGCUCGAGAUGGAGCUGCAGCACUACCCACAAAUUGGCCAGAUUCUGGAAAUAUUAGGUCUAAUCUUUGAGCCGCCUAGCGGUGUCUGCCCCUCCGUCGAGGACCUAGUCCUCUGCGAUCUCUUUCGCAGCAUCGAUUUGCGUGAGCUGCGCGGUCCCUGUUUCAGUACAAUUAAGCCAAGCCUCAGUAGGUCCACCCUGAAUCUGCUGCAAGCGGUGAAGAAGCGCCAAUGCGCCUCCCUGGGCCAUUCCCUGAGUGAGGCCAACUCGCCCUGCACGCCCCCCUCAACGCCGCACGAUCGACGCACUGGUAUCAGCCGAACAAUGGACUCAUUUGACAUAUCAAGCGAUUCGGAGGAGGGUCUGCUGGAGGAGAUUGUUGUGGGUGGAAGCUGCCAUCGGCAGCACUUGCUUCGCCUGCAGCAAUGGCACUCCGCCCACUCGUAUGUCCACUCGUACGCUUCGGAAUCGCCCAUCCACUAUUGUGACCCGGCAGCCCUCUAUUCGGAUGAUAAUAGACAGGAGCAGGGUCAGGAUCCCCAACCGCCGACCAUUCGAUGCAGCACCAGCAGUCAGAGCAACCUGGAUGUUCUGCUAGCCGAGGGUGCGGUGGCAGAGGUCUAUGAGGAGCAGGAAGAGGAGGAUUUUGAGCCGGAAGAAGAGGCCAGUGGCUCGUCGGGUACGCAAAGGCUGCAGGCCCCCGCCUGCACUUCCUCGGCUGCUGGGGCCUCCUUCAACCACCAACUCACGGCCGACAUGUGCAACUACAAGAACUCGAAGAGUCGGAGGCUGGAGUACUCCCUCAAGUGCCUCAAGUACGGGCGCAGUAAUCCCUCCCAGGACUCGGCCUUUGGCUCUCUAACCGAUAACGACCUUUCCAUUGGUUCGUCUAGCAUUCGGUUGAGCAGCUUCCAGUCCAUUUCAUCGCCCAUUGACGAGGGCGUGGAGGAUGUCAUUAUAGCCACCACCACAGGUGGCAAUGAGACCUGCCUGGAACUGGCCACCAUACCUAGGAGUAUGGUGUCCCAGGAUUCAGCCAUAUCCUCGCCCUGCCGCGAGAGUUCGCCCAACAACUUCCUGCACAUCGACGAUGCCAUGUCGGGAACGGGCUCCACUUCAUCUGGCUCUAAUUGCGGAUCCUUUGGAAACAUACGUCCCCAGCAGUUUCCCGUUUCGCUUUCGCCGAAGAUUUUGGUCACCGCAACCAGUAAUUCGAGCAGCUCUUCUUUGGCCUCCACCAGCAAUGCGGGUCAGGGUCAGGGUCAGGGCCAGAGUCAUGGCCAGGGACAUCCCCAGCAGCAGCAGCAGCAGUUCGAUCCGCCCAAGAUCCUGGUCAACGAUCAGAACUCCAUCUACACCACAUCGCCCUCGAAGCGAUCGGGGAUGAUAGAGGUGUUCUCUCAGAAGUACCGGGUGAGCUCCUUCGAGGACAUGUCCCCCAAGCGGACCUCCGACAAGCAGCACCUGAAGCACGUCAACCGGCUGGCCUUUCGCUCCUUGGAAGAGGAGCGUCGCAUCGACAACGCCUUCCUGCCGAUGGCGGAUCGCACCCAUUCGGACAAUCGCGUCAAUAUGCAGAGUGAGAAGUACAAAAAGCUCACGCACGCCUCCUUUCGCAUCAGCAAGGGUCAAGGGCAUGACUCGCCCACAGCUACGCCCACCAGCCAAACGCCCCCCAGUCAGCCGGGCAAUUGCAUUGAGAUGCAGCGAACCGGAAGACAGACCCUCUGGCGGGACAGUAAGUUCUACAGGAAGAAUCGAAUCGCCAAAAGCAACGACUCCCUGAUGGAGAACAAUCCGUCGCCCAGGAUAUCGCCCUGUUCCCUGCGGGAUAAUCAGUAUGAGAGCAGAAGCAGCUCCCAGGCCAGCAGGAGAUCGCUCAGUGGCAGCCAGCAGAUGCUAAGUGUGACCACCAGUUUCUGUGGCAAUGGGAGUGGCUCCAGAAAUUCAGCCAGAUAUUGCAGCUCCAAGAGCGAGGACUUGGGCGAGUCCUCGGACUAUCUAAGAGUCAUGGAUGCCCGGAAAUCGUACUCCGAGCGGCAUCUGGUGCGACUCAAACAAACGGCCAUUAACAACACACACAGCGAGGAUGAGAUGAGCUUCAACGAUGACAAUAAUCCGACGGUAUCAUCGCAGGGUCAGGGGUUACGGCAAUGCGGCAUCCAGUACAAUCAGAAGGAACACCACCAGAAGCACCACUAUCACCAGGGUGGCAGAUGGAGCAGCAGCUGCUCCAUUGGCGGCCACCUGAAGACGACCAAUAUUAAGACCACCUCGCUGUCCGCUCAGUCCAGCCAAUCGAAUUUAGUGGCCAACUCGGCAACUGCCAGCUAUCGCACGCCCUCCAAGUCCCUCGACCAGAGCAUCGCCCCCAUCGCCAUCCCCAGCCUCCAUCCCAACCAGGCUAGCACCGCCCAGACAAGUAGCUCUACUACCACCAAAGGCAGCAGCACCACCAGCAGUGAUAGUAGCAGCAGCACCACUAGCUCGGUGGAUGAAUCCCCUUCCAGAUUGACCCUCAGCGGGGCCGAUCUCUCCAGGAUCUUUGUAAUGGACAUGGACGAUGCCCCGGGCAGUACUUGCAGCGAGGAGAAGACUCCGCUCUUGGACAGUGUGGAGAUGUCCCCGAUCAGUCCAACCGAUCCGGAAGAGCCCGACCUCGACAAGCUCUAAAGGGGUUGAUCCUGAUCAUGAUCCUGAUCCUGAUCCUGAUCCUGAUCCUGAUCAUACUAUAUACACGCACACUCACACACAGACACGUUUUGAGCAGCCGAAAUGCAAAGCAUGUGAUAAAGAAACCAAAAAUAACAGAAAUCGAACGGGGAACCAUAAAGUUAUAGAACUACUAGGCUAGGUAUGAGAUGGCCAGGUGGGGGAGGUGUCAUGAAAGGGUUUUGGGAAGGAAACUUUACUUUCUUAAGGAUAAAAAUUUACUCCAUUGAAAGUUUUAAUACUCCAAAUUGUGGUUAUUCCAAAGUUUAAAUAUUCAAAAUAACCCCUUUUUGGCUAUUUCCAGAAAAGGGUAUUCUCUCUUCUCUUCCCUUUCAAGGCCGUUCCUAUGGCAGACUUUCCUUUUUGGCUUUACUUUUUCAUAAAACCAAGUUACCACGAUCCUUCCUUCCUUGGUUACCCUAUUAAAGAUCAUGAAUUAAAGUUCAAACUUCGUAAAUUAAACUCUUUCCGAAAACACUUUUCCGACACCUCCCCCACUGCCAGUGUUGGUUAAGGUAAGGCAAUUCUAAUCUUGGUUCGACACAAAACUCACACAAACACCCACUCACUCGAAGGAAUAUAUAUAUAUAUAACUGGGCUGCUCCCGCCUUUGCUAAAUCCACACUCAAAGCUUUCUUCUGGUAACAAUAAUAUUUUUCUCUUUAUAUUGAACUUUAGCCGGUUGCUUUUACAGCAAUUCGAAAUUAAUUAGAAUAUUUCUUCACCGAAGCUAAUCUCUAGACUGCUAAGCCACGACAACACGGAGAAACCAAAGGGAAAUUCGCCCUGCUUAGUUGGUUUUUUUUUUAAAAAAAAAAAACAAAGAAAAAGGGAAAACCGUUUUCCCCAAAUUAUACCGAAUUAUACACUUUACUUGGUAGUUAAUUAACUAGUUAAGACUUGAAAGCUUCGCAGCUUCGCGCAUUGAAAAUGUUUUACUGUAGCCUAAAAUCGUUUUAAGCCCCCAAACGUGUGUUCGGGGGCGUGUUUUAAAUAUAUAAAUUAUAAAUAAUAAGAACUAAAAUCAAGAAGAAGAAGCAGAACUUAAAACAAAGCCAAAGAAAUUUAAGCCAUUGAAUGGUGAAUCCAAGGCGAAAGUUUACGAGAUAUAACGAACGAGUUACGAUUUCUUUGAUCCGUUAACCUUUUGUUCAGAUAGACCACAUUAGCCGGCACUUCAAACGUAAACGUUAACCCAUAAGUGUUAAACAUUAUCGAUAAAAACGAUAAAAACAAUACAGAAAUGCAAUCAAAUUUUACUAAAAUAUCGCAAAAUGAAAAUAUCACUAAAAGCCACAACACACACACAAUCGAACACCAGAUAAUUAUACUCACUGAAGAUCAUAUAUAUAGAAGGUAAUAUAGACGCACGCACCUAACUAAGAUGAUCCAUAAUCGAGCCUCGAUCCAGAACCCCACCCCACCCGAUAUAUAGUCGAGCAUCUCAGAUGAUCUGCCACAGAGUCGCCACCUUAGUUUCGCCCUUAUUCGUAGCUGAUGAAUGCGUAGAACAUUGUUUACGGGACCCUCUAGGAUAUACAUGUACC